Molecule: messenger RNA, 1336 nt
Organism: Osmerus eperlanus (European smelt)
Lineage: Eukaryota; Metazoa; Chordata; Actinopteri; Osmeriformes; Osmeridae
Product: glypican-5-like
Exons: 3
Coding region: 242-1336 (364 amino acids)
Biological process (GO): regulation of protein localization to membrane; cell migration; positive regulation of canonical Wnt signaling pathway
Cellular component (GO): cell surface; plasma membrane; extracellular region
Source: RefSeq, a predicted model, not a curated record
AGAGAGAGAGAGAGAGAGAGAGAUUGCGAAUUAACUCGCGGUGCUCCCUCUUAGGCUAUAGGCUACUGCAUGGAUUUAACGGGGUCCGCUUUGCUCUCUGGAAAAAUACAAGAUUUACACAGAUGAAGUUGAUAAGACUCGUGGACUUGUUGAGGGCUUCUCUUUCCAUAAAAUCCCUGAUCAACCGGUAGAUAUUCAAAAGUAUAUCACCAACAACAGAAUAUCUGAUUGAGAUGGUGAAAUGUUCCGCGGAAUACUCCAACGCGUUGACUUUUGGUUGAUUUGGGUGACAGUUGUCCUCUUGGGAGCCUCAGGUACUCGUGCACACAGUUGCCACGAGGUGAAAACCGCAUUCCAGCUCCGCCAGAUCGGCUCUUUGAAAUGGGUCCCCGACACACCUGGACCAGGUGCGGACCUUCAGGUGUGCAAGCACCCCGGGCCCACCUGCUGCACCCGGAAGAUGGAGGAGAGCUACCUGGCGGCCGUCCGCAGCGAGACUCUGCAGAAGGUGCGCUCCUACAGCUUCGAGCUCAAGUACCUGAUGAGGGAUCACGCCUCCACCUUCCAGGAUACGUUCCAGUCCCUGCUGUCCUUCACUCUGAACCUGACCAGCGCUCUGUUCGACAGUGCCUACCAGCCCCUGUCCCGCGAGGCCCGCCCCCUGGUGACCCGCCUCUUCUCCGACCUCGCCCUCUACCUGGGCGGGGACAACGACACCUCCGUGGAGCGCUCCGUUCAUCGUUUCUAUGACGACCUCUUCCCCCUGGUGUACCGCCGUCUGGUCAACCCGGGCCUGGCCCCUCCCUCGGCCACGCCCUCCGCCCUGCCCUCCCCCAAUCACGUGGAGUGUCUGACCAUGACGCGCCAGGACAUCAACCCGUUCGGGCCACACCCCCGUCUCCUGGCGGAGGAGCUGGGCCGGGCCCUGGGGGUGGGGCGGACCCUAAGCCGGCUUCUCUCAUUGGGCCGCGAGGUCCUCAACGCCACGGACAAGAUGGGGCUGGCACGGGAGUGCGGGCGGGGCUUGGUGCGAAUGCAGUACUGCUCCCACUGCCGCGGCCUGACCCUGAUCCGCUCGUGCGGCGGCCUGUGCCUCAACGUGAUGCGCGGCUGCCUGGUGGGGCUGACGGGCCUGGAUGUCCCCUGGAGGAAGUACGUGGCGGUGCUGCAGGAGCUGGCCGGCACGCUCGCCACGGGACACGACCUGGAGCUGGCUCUGCUCGCAAUCCGGAACCACGUCAACGACGCCAUCCUGCACGCCCAGCUGCAGGGGCCGCAAAUCACCGCUGUGGUGAGUAUGCGUCCGACUCUCGGGAGCGACGUGCUAGCCUCUUGA